Maniola jurtina (meadow brown) is the source of this 11467-nucleotide messenger RNA. It is a transcript of the gene zip, whose product is annotated as myosin heavy chain, non-muscle. Lineage: Eukaryota; Metazoa; Arthropoda; Insecta; Lepidoptera; Nymphalidae. Gene Ontology annotation, cellular component: myosin complex. Bases 453 to 6377 code for a protein of 1974 amino acids. Gene Ontology annotation, molecular function: actin filament binding; ATP binding; cytoskeletal motor activity. The transcript is spliced from 28 exons. The record is from RefSeq and is a predicted model, not a curated record.
UUUGCGUUUGACAGAAAUUGUCGAGAAUUGAGGUGUGAUUUGUGAGGAUUUGUUUGUUCGAGUAGCGCAUUUUAAGAUAAAUAGCGCUUAUUACAACUUAGAAACUUGUGUGAAGUGCGUUAAAAGGAUUUGCCAAUUCAUUAAAAUAAGUGUAAUAACGCCGCCGCCCUGUUGAACUUUGUACGUAUUUCGGUCAAAACGUGAAUUCGGGCGUCGACCGGUCCCAUCCCUCCUUCACUCGCAGGCCGCAGCACAGCCGUUGCUGUCAGUCCGACUCCGUCGUGUUCGUGUCAGUCGCGUUGAAUCCUCAUUUUGUGAGUGUCGUGCAGCCGUUGUGCACGAUUAUAACCGGUGUUCUAUCGACGUGUGGUGUGUGUCGGUCUAGCGACCGUUUAAUGUGGUACACAGUGCCGGUGUUAGGUCAUCGCAAGGGUCGCGCGUGAUCGGGCGCGAUGGUGGACAUGGAUAGGAACGACCCGGAGCUCCGGUACCUGUCGGUCGAUCGGAACAGUUUCAACGACCCGGCGACCCAGGCGGAAUGGACUCGCAAACGGCUAGUAUGGGUUCCACACCCUACCCAAGGUUUCGUCGCAGCUGGCAUCAAGGGGGAACAUGGAGACGAGGUGGAGGUCGAGAUCGCGGAGUCGGGCAAGCGGAUGCUGGUGCCCAUAGAUGAUAUCCAGAAGAUGAACCCUCCCAAAUACGACAAGGUAGAGGACAUGGCAGCGUUAACUUGCCUCAACGAAGCCUCGGUUCUGCACAACAUUAAGGACAGAUACUACUCUGGACUAAUCUAUACCUACUCCGGGCUCUUCUGUGUGGUGGUCAACCCAUACAAGAAGCUGCCCAUCUACACGGAGGCGAUCAUGGAGCGGUAUAAAGGCAUCAAGCGACAUGAGCUGCCACCGCACGUCUUCGCCAUCACAGACACAGCGUACCGGAGCAUGUUACAAGACCGAGAAGACCAGUCCAUCCUCUGUACGGGAGAGUCGGGCGCGGGCAAAACAGAAAACACCAAAAAGGUGAUACAGUACCUUGCGUACGUCGCCGCAUCCAAACCCAAAGGCUCUGGCGCGGGGCCUACGCCACAAUUGAUAAUAGGUGAAUUAGAACAACAGUUACUACAGGCGAAUCCGAUUUUAGAAGCAUUUGGUAACGCGAAAACAGUCAAAAACGACAACUCAUCUCGAUUCGGCAAAUUCAUAAGAAUAAACUUCGACGCGUCCGGGUACAUCGCCGGUGCGAACAUCGAAACGUACUUACUCGAGAAAUCGAGAGCCAUCAGACAAGCGAAAGAUGAGCGGACAUUCCACAUAUUCUACCAACUUCUAUCAGGCGCGACGCAGCAACAAAAGGCUGAAUACAUCCUAGAAGACCCAAAAAGUUACCCUUUCCUCUCGAAUGCGGCUUUACCAGUACCAGGCAUCGAUGACGCGGCAGAGUUCCAGGCCACAAUCAAAUCCAUGAAUAUCAUGGGAAUGAACAACGAAGACUUCAACUCGAUCUUCAGAAUAGUGUCUGCAGUGCUUCUGUUUGGUUCAAUGCAGUUCAAGCAGGAGAGGAAUUCAGAUCAGGCCACGUUACCCGAUAAUACUGUAGCGCAGAAAAUUGCACAUUUGCUUGGUCUUUCUGUAACAGAAAUGACGAAAGCGUUCUUGAAACCCAGAAUAAAAGUGGGCCGCGACUUCGUAACGAAAGCACAAACUAAGGAACAGGUAGAGUUCUCAGUAGAAGCGAUAGGCAAAGCCUGCUACGAGCGUCUGUUCAGAUGGCUCGUCAACAGGAUCAACAGAUCGCUCGACAGAACGAAGAGACAAGGCGCGUCUUUCAUAGGAAUCCUCGAUAUGGCAGGUUUCGAAAUCUUCGAACUGAACUCCUUCGAACAGCUCUGCAUCAACUACACUAACGAGAAGCUGCAGCAACUCUUCAAUCACACGAUGUUCAUCCUCGAACAGGAAGAGUACCAGAGAGAAGGAAUCGAGUGGAAGUUCAUCGACUUCGGCUUGGAUUUGCAGCCAACCAUCGACCUUAUCGAUAAACCGAUGGGUAUCAUGGCGUUGCUGGAUGAGGAGUGUUGGUUCCCUAAAGCCACGGAUAAGACUUUCGUAGAGAAACUUGUUGCGUCACACUCUGUCCACCCCAAGUUUAUGAAGACUGAUUUCCGUGGUGUGGCAGACUUCGCCAUUAUUCACUAUGCAGGAAAAGUUGACUAUUCUGCUGAUAAAUGGCUGAUGAAGAACAUGGACCCGCUCAAUGAAAACGUCGUAUCAUGUCUCCAAUCUUCUCAAGAUCCAUUUGUGUGCCACAUAUGGAAGGAUGCAGAAAUUGUUGGCAUGGCACAGCAAGCCUUGACUGAUACGCAAUUCGGUGCCAGAACGAGGAAGGGAAUGUUCAGAACUGUGUCCCAAUUGUACAAGGAGCAAUUAACAAAAUUGAUGGCGACGUUACGGAAUACAAACCCGAAUUUCGUCAGAUGUAUCAUUCCCAACCACGAGAAGAAGGCUGGUAAAAUUGAGGCACCUUUGGUUCUGGAUCAGUUGCGAUGCAAUGGUGUGCUGGAAGGUAUUAGGAUUUGCCGACAGGGCUUUCCGAACAGGAUACCCUUCCAGGAGUUCAGACAGCGGUACGAACUGCUCACCCCGAACAUCAUAACUCCUAAAGGUUUCAUGGAUGGAAAGAAAGCCUGCGAGCAGAUGAUAAAGGCGUUGGAACUCGACCACAAUUUGUAUUGCGUUGGUCAGUCCAAGAUCUUCUUCAGAGCUGGUGUGUUGGCGCAUUUGGAAGAGGAGAGAGAUUAUAAGAUCACGGAUUUGAUCGUGAACUUCCAAGCUUUCUGCCGAGGAUACCUGGCAAGGAGAAACUACCAGAAGAGGUUGCAGCAGUUGAAUGCGAUCAGAAUAAUCCAGAGGAAUUGUGCCGCAUACCUCAAGCUGAGAAAUUGGCAAUGGUGGAGACUUUAUAUUAAGGUGAAACCUCUGCUAGAAGUAACGAAACAAGAAGAGAAGUUGACGCAGAAGGAAGAUGAGCUAAGACAGAUCAGGGAGCGCCUGGACACGCAGAUGAAGCGCUGCCAGGAGUAUGAGGCCAAGUACCAGCAGGCCAGCGCUGAGAAGACGCAGCUGGCAGAGCAGUUGCAGGCGGAGCUAGAGCUUUGUGCGGAGGCGGAAGAGAGUCGCGCCAGAGCCGCGGCGCGGAAGCAAGAGCUGGAAGAGCUGUUACACGACCUGGAAGGCCGCAUUGAGGAAGAGGAGGAGCGCUGCAACGCUCUGCAGCAGGAGAAGAAGCGGCUGCAGCUCAAUAUACAGGACCUAGAAGAGCAGCUGGAAGAAGAGGAAGCGGCACGGCAGAAGUUACAGCUGGAGCGAGUACAGUGCGACUCCAAGAUUAAGAAGCUGGAAGAAGAUCUAGCGCUUAGUGAGGACACCAACCAGAAACUGCUCAAGGAGAAAAAGAUAUUAGAAGAGCGUGCAAACGACCUGUCCCAAGCGUUGGCAGAGGAGGAAGAAAAGGCCAAACAUUUGAGCAAACUGAAGGCCAAGCAGGAAUCUGCUAUUGCCGAACUGGAAGAAAAAUUACUUAAGGACCAUCAACUACGACAAGAGGCGGACAGAGCAAAGAGAAAGCUGGAGACAGAGUUGCAAGAUGUGAAAGAACAGCUCUCCGAGAGGAAGGUUCAGCUUGAGGAGUUGCAGAUCGUUUUGACGAAACGUGAGGAGGAACUUGCAGCCGCGAUGGGCCGCGUGGAUGAAGAGAGCGCCCAGCGCGCCGCCGCACAGAAAGCCGCCCGCGAGGCCGAGGCAGCACUAGCCGAGGCGCAUGAAGACCUGGAAGUCGAAAGGGCUGCGAGAACCAAGGCAGAGAAGCUAAGAAGGGAUCUCAACGAAGAGCUGGAGGCGCUGAAGAGUGAGCUGCUGGACUCGCUGGAUACUACUGCUGCACAACAAGAACUUCGGUCGAAGCGAGAACAAGAAGUGGCGGUGCUAAAGAGAAGUCUGGAAGAAGAGGCGAGCGCCCACGAGGCAGCACUCGCCGAGCAUCGACACAAACACUCGCAAGAGUUGCAGUUGCUCAACGAACAGCACGACCAGCUGAAGAAGACUAAAGCUGCUCUGGAGAAAGCUAAACAAGCUCUGGAGGCGGAAAAUGCAGACCUGGCGACAGAAUUGAAGUCCGCCAGCGCGGCGAAGGCUGAAGGAGAGAGGAGAAGGAAACAGGCGGAAGCUCAGCUGCAAGAGGUCACCGCCAAGCUGCAAGAAGUAGACCGGGCCAGGUCGGAAUUAGCGGAGAAAUGCAUCCGUCUGCAGAGUGAAGCGGAGCAAGCGUUACAGCAGUUGGAGCAGGCCGAGCUCAAAGCCUCCGCGGCCGUCAAGCAAGCCGCCACCGCGGGCGCGCACCAUGCCGAAUUACAGGCACUCCUGGAAGAAGAAACCAAGCAAAAGCUGGCGUUGCAAUCGAGACUGCGUAAUGUGGAGCAACAAUUGGAGCAGGCCAGAGACCAGCUGGAGGAAGAGGAAGAGGCCAAGAAGAACCUUGACAAGCAGGUGACAGCCCUGACACAGCAACUAGUCGACGCGAAGAAGAAGGCGGAAGAGGAAGCGGAAUUAGCGGCGGCCCUGGAGGAGCAGCGCAAGAAGCUCAGCAAGGAUAUGGAGGCGCUGCACAGACAGCUGGACGAGCUGAAGCAGGCCAACGACAAGCUGGACAAGAGCAAGAAGAAAAUACAAGAGGAGUUGGAGGAUACGAACAUCGAACUCAAAGCGCAGCAAGCCAAGGUGCAGGAACUGGAGAAGAAACAGAAGAACUUUGAUAAGGUGGUGGCGGAAGAGCGCGCAGUAGCAGAGAGGAACGCGGCGGAGAGGGACGCGGCGGAACGCGACGCGCGAGACAAGGAAACUAGGUUAUUGUCCCUCACGAGGGAACUGGACUCCGCUGCCGAGAGGAUCGAAGAAUUAGAACGAUCGAAACGCGUCCUACAGUCGGAAUUGGACGAGCUGGUCAACUCCCAAGGCACUGCAGACAAGAGUGUCCACGAGCUGGAGAAGGCCAAGCGAGCCCUGGAAUCACAACUAGCGGAACUGAAGGCGCAGAACGAAGAGAUAGAAGAUGACCUGCAGCUCACUGAAGAUGCCAAGCUACGGCUGGAGGUCAACAUGCAGGCGAUGAGAGCGCAGUUUGAGAGAGAUCUGCAGGCAAAGGAAGAAGCAGGGGAAGAGAAGCGUCGAGGCAUCGUCAAACAGCUCAGAGAACUAGAAAGCGAAUUGGAAGAAGAAAGGAAACAGCGUGCGGCGGCCGUCGCGGCCAGGAAAAAACUGGAGGCUGAACUAAAGGACAACGAGCAAGCAUUACACCUCAACAAUAAGUUAAAAGAAGACGCAAUCAAACAAGCCAAAAAGGCGGCCGUACAGCUCAAAGAGGCGGUGCGCGAGGCGGAAGAGGCGCGAAGUGGCAAGGAAGAGGCGGUGGCGCUGGCGCGCGAGGCGGAGCGGCGCGUCAAGGCGCUGGAAGCCGAGGCGCUGCAGCACGCCGAGGAGCUGGCCGCGGCCGAACGCGCCAGGAGGCACGCCGAGGCGGAGCGCGACGACCGGGACGACGAGCUCACCGCCGCUGCGGCUAAGGUGACACUUCUAGUGGACGAAAAGAAACGGCUGGAAGCGCGGAUAGCGGCGCUCGAGGAAGACCUGGAUGAGGAGCAGUCCAACAAUGAGAUCAUCAACGACAGGCUCAGGAAAUCACAGAACCAAAUCGACCAGCUCACAGUGGAGUUGGGAACAGAAAAGGCUGCAACCCAGAAGCUGGAGAGCAGCAAGCUGGUGCUGGAGCGACAGAACAAGGAGCUCAAGGCCAAGCUCGCCGAGCUGGAGACCGCCGGCCGCGCCAAGACCAAGGGCGUCAUAACAUCGCUAGAGCUGAAGGUGUCGAACCUAGAGGAGCAACUAGAAGCGGAGUCGCGCGAGCGACUAGCGCAGCAGAAGGCGUCGCGCAAGCUCGACAAGAAGAUGAAGGAACUCGCGCUGCAACUAGACGAGGAGCGGCGACAUGCCGACCAGUACAAAGAGCAGAUAGAGAAGAUGAACGCACGCGUCAAGGCACUAAAGCGCGCAGUAGACGAGGCGGAGGAGGAAGUGCAGCGGGAGAAAGUGGGCAAGCGCAAGGCGCAGCGCGAGCUCGAGGACCUGCUCGAGACGCACGAGACCAUGGCUCGGGAGUGCUCCAACCUGCGCAACAAACUCAGGCGGCAAGGCGGUCCCAUCGGCCUAUCAGGCGCGUCUUCGUCGUCGCGUGUGAAGCGCUCCUCGCUCGCGCCCGGAGCCGCGGGCGCCGCGUCGGGCGACGAGUCCUUCGACGACGGAACGGACGCCGCCAACUCGCUUGAGUGAUGGCUUCGUACCCACUUCGCUUAGGCUAAGGCCUGAGGCUGAGGUUCAAUGUUGAAAUCUAUAGAGCGUACUUAGGCUGACAUCUAUUGAGCCCACUUUGACUAUGCUCAGACUUAAGUUUCAGUUAAAACGAGACAGAUUUAUGCCAGCGGUAUAAUGUUGUCUCGUUUUAACAGUGUCUUAAGUCCGGGCAAAGUCAAAGUGCGCUCUAUAUUUCUCUGACUGAGACUUAAGACACUGUUGAAACGAGACAGCGUUAUAUCGUUAGUAAACCUGUCUCGUUUUAACUGAAACUUGAGUCUAGGAAAAGUCAAAGAAUGCUCUAUAGAUGUCAGCCCAAGAGUGUACAAUGACUUAAAAUUAAAGUUUAAACGGGAGAGAUAAUCGUGGUACGUACCCACUACGUACUUACAUUAUAAUGUUGCUGUUAAACCAUUAAAUAAGCUUAAAAUUAUUAGUGACUAUCUAUCUCCUUUUAACUGUAUACAUCAAGUCAAAGUACGCUCUGUUUGUCUCAGGGAGUGGCUAACUUAACCUAACGCUCGGCUAGCGUGCACUGGUUUUUCGUACCAUAAAAAUUUUAUACGCGGUUAAACUAACGUUGAGCCCGUUUAGCUCAUACGUGUUUAACGUCAGUUUAAACGUUGUUUAUGUUUUUGUGGUGCGGCCGUUAGUGUUUGUUUAAUUCGGUGUCCACGUAAAAUUCGCGUCUGCAAUUUAUAUGUCUUUGCAUCAUUUGAGUGGACGAUUCAGGACCUGUUUUUUUUAGGAUUGUAAAAAAAAUGUUGCACUUAGAUGUAUUUUUUUUGGUCUUUGAAGAAGUUGUUUUUUUGUAAACACCUUGUUAAUGAGUUGACGUAAAUUGUUUUGUAACUAUGUAUGUUUUUGAAAAAUAAAUUUUUAGAAAGCAAGGUAAGUGGCAGUGCUCUUUGAAUUAUCGAAAAUAAAAACAUCGUACUGAAUCGUUUAUUCAAAUUCUGCAGUGUAAGUUGUACCAAACUAAAGCACAUAUUUUGAGCCGUUUUUGUGGUUUUUGACACUGGCGUCAUAAAAUCUAAAAGUUACCAAUCUUUUGUGAGUUAAUUCAGCUAACUGGAUUUUGUGAAAAACUUAGAAAUCAUAUUUUGUAGAUAAUCAAAAAGGACCUCUAGCGGAUCUUAUCAGAACUGUUCCAUCAUAGAAAAUUGCGAUGAAACCGUUUGAAUAGUGUCACUGUCUUGUAUGUCACGUUUUACUUUUAAUCAAUCAAUCAGCCUGUUUACGUCCACUGCUGGACAUUGGCCUCCCCGAAAGCAAAGUAUUACUUUAGUUUAUUCAAAAACUUGCUCGGAACUCAGUUAUUAACGUAUUCAAAUGUUCUUAGUUUGGUCGACUUACGUCGUUUUGUAAAUCUCGUACAUUUAUUGUCGAUAGCUAUAAGUAAUGAAAACCGAACACCUAAUGUUGUAUCUACGAUUGAAAUUGCGUUUUGUUUUUCGAAAAUAAAUUUAGGAGCUGGUUGGCAAAACGGUGUAGUUGCACGAAAACUUUGGACUCAAUUUUGGCAUAGUUUUAUACUGUUUUGCUUGGAAAUGAGUUCAAUCAAGUUCAAUGGUAAAAAAAGUCCGAAGAAUUCAUGAAGACAAGACGUAUUUUGAUCAGAAGUGUAAUUAUACCGUUUUGUUUGCCAUCUUCGCAAUUUUUGUAUGUAUGCAUACAUUUAUUCAAAAUCCUUGUAUGACAUUCGAUGUGAUUUUACAAAAUUGUUUGAUUAUAUUAUACAUAAUAUUAUAAUAUAUAUUAUACAUUAGAAUCGAUCGCAAUACCGAUUGUACAUACAUUAUAAGGUUAUGAUAAUAUAAUGUCAGUUUUUAUAAUAAAGAUUUUUUGUACUAGGUAUUUUAAAGGUAGAAUAAAAUACUGCACCGAUAUUAAAACUGUUUACAAUUAACGACUGCGGAUUUGGUGCUCAUUUUUGAAAUGCAUUUAAAGUGACGUAAUUCAAUGGAAUGGUUUUUUCUUUCUUUACAACAUCUUUUACUUUUCAGUCUGUGCCUGUUUUAAUGUUUAACGUUUCUAUUCCAUUGUUAUUACGUCACAAUGUACAAAACCGUCAUAUACCCCUUUUGGGUUAGUUGUCAUAAGACUUAUUCGCAAAAUGACCUGUAGUCGUAAAAGGACAUAUUCGUGAUAGGCCAUAAUCUGAUAAUGCUCUAUUAGAGAAAUAAGGCUCAUGCAAAUACAGACAUAUUCUUAAAAAGGUGUAAGUAUAACUAAGUACAAACAAUUAAAGAAAAAAUUGUACAAAUCGUCUUUUAAUGUCUUAAGACUAACCAUAUUUAUAAUUGUUAUAAAUUGAAUUUUUAACCUAACUGAAAUUUUUCAAUGGGUCAUUUGGCAAUCAGGAUUUUUUUUUAGGAGUAAGUCAUUUUGCGAAUAGGCCCUAUGUCGACCAACUCUUCCAUUCCCCAUUCAUUCAGUUUAUUAAGUUGUUUAAGGAACAUCACUGAAUAUCAAUUUUUUUAUUCUCAAGAGAAUAAAUCGUCAUUUACUGAAAUGAUGAAAGUCCUUUAUCGUCAAAAAGGAGAAUCACAAAGGAGUGAUUCUCCUUUUGGAAAAGGAUAACACCAUUUAUGGACCUUACAGUUUAUUUGAGCUUAGGGGUUGUGUUGAACCGAAUUUAAACCAUUCACAGAAUUAAAACCGCUUUUUUAAAAGGAUUAUAAUUUUCUAAUUCUCCAAAUUAAUCCUUUUCUAAUGGGGAAAUUUAUGAUAAAGUGAUGUUUUAAGCAACUUUCAGCAAUACCUGCAUUAAAUAUCGAUCAUCGAGACAUUCCUCUAACAAUCGUGUUUUUUCACCCAUAAGGACUUAGUUCAGUGGGUGAAAAGUAUGUUAAAAUUACUUAAUUGGGUGAUAUUGUAAUAAAAUUAAACAUGUUUAGAGCGCCUUCAUUUUUUAAGAACUUUUUUAUAUGAUACUUUUUUAUAUGGUACUUGUACUGAACAAAAAAAUUUCAAAUUUCGUCACUGGCAGUAGGUAAGUGAACCAUGGCUUAGUGGUCAAAGUCGCUCCGGAUGCACUACCCAGGGAGACGCAGGUUCGAAUCCUGCCGUACUACUUCGUGCAGAAAAGGAUAGCACUGUAGACCUGUCAUUUGCAGGAAGUAUUGUACACCGUGCUUUAGAAAGAGAUAGCGGUUUUGUAGAGUGUUGUCUCUGUCGUUGAGACCGACAAAACGUCACAUAAGUGUGAGAGACAGAGACAACUGUACAAAGACGAAAUCCCUUUCAAAAAGUUGAUGUACAAUAUUUCCUGCCGGCUAUAACUGUAUGUACUAAUAGUCGGAGAUAGUAUUGUUAUUGUCUGAAUAAAAGAAAGCGAAGCGGAGUGGAGACAUAUUCAAAGUAUCCGCUACCCUUCGCUUUAGUGGACACAUCUUUAAACUGUAUUUUGCCAACAGAUAAAGAGUCAGCAAUAUAAUUGUCUUGCAUUAUUAUUUAUAUCUUGUGGGCAUCUCUAUAUAGAUGUUCGUAAGCGACAUGAUGUCUUAUAAGGAGUUCUUAUAACGUGAAGACGCUCAAGCGACAAGUAUUAGGUUUUGUGGCAAAUUAGAUUCGGUAUUGCAUUUAUCGCGAUUGAGUUAAAAAGACUGUUGUUGCGACAAUAUUUUAUUCAUUGACGUUUAACAAUUUCUUAGACCUACAGUUUUUUUUCCUUUUGGGACACUUCCAGAACCUUUCGGGAUUUUUAUUCCAUUACUAAAACUUAUGAGACAGAAAUAUUAUAUUGAUAAUGAACCCGAAUAGAUUUAACGGACUUUGGUUAAUGUAGGUAACUUUUAGUAAAAGAAAAUAUCUCUUAUUCGUGGGGUUGUUUCUUCACAGAUGUCAUUCGCUUUUAUUACAGCUUUCGUGCUAUGUUUGUCAUUUGCGAAUAAGUUGCUCAAUAACCCCUAAACGAUUAAGAUUAUGUUUACCUACCAUGUCACUAGAGCUUUCCAAGUUAACGUUAACUGUGUAUAAACGGCACGGUCGGGAAAAAUUCGGUUUGAUGUCCCCAUAGAAAUUUUUACACUACGGCCUCAUGUACCAUACUGUAACGCGUAGUAAAUUGAUAAAGAAACUAAUCGAACCGAAGCAGAACUUAUCAUUCCGUCUCACUCACACGCUAUGUAAAAGUGUACGGUGUAAAUGAGAUCGAAUGAUAAGCGCUGCUCUUAUCAUUGCGUUUAUUGGCAUGCAUUUACAAUCGUACCAUUUCGUUUAACCGUAUUAUUAUCGUUUAACCGUAAUUCGUAAUUACAUGGGAGUGUCCCCUUCAUACCAGGUGUAAAUAAAUAUCAGUGAAGGUGCACUGAGCGCUUAGUUGCCAUAAAAAAAUAAUCCUAGUUUAAGUAACGGUUAGCUGCUAGCUUCCGGCUAACUGAAUAUCCUUGGCGUGUCGUCCCAUACGAUGUGGGCAGACGAACUGUGUACUUACUGGAUUUAUUGAAAAGAUAUUAUUAUUUUUGGUAUUUUAGUUUUUUUAUUGUAUAAAAAUAUUCAUAUUUCAUGUCAAUGCGAAAUCUAUCGAGUAUUUUUAUCGACACGUCGAAUUUUUCUAAAAGACCCUUCUCCCUUUCCCCUAUUUACCUACUAGUUCGUCAGCGGAAUGUACAUACGCGCUGGCGGAAGUGUAACUUUUUUUACACUAGCUUUUGGUAUUAUUAUGAAGUUAUGCGCUAGAUCGCCGCUUGGUCUGUUCUAGAUUUAGGUAAGACUUAGUAAUAAAAUGUGGCCUUAGGUUUUUUAAUAUGGGACGCGUCACGCAAACGCCGCGUGGAUAUUUUAAAAUGUAUCUUGCAUCUUGUGAACAUUUUAUACUAUUGUAAUUUGUACCCGAGUCUUAAUUAUUAUUGUAACGAACUCUUUUUUAUUAUAUUAUGAUAGUUUUUUUGUUUCUGAAUAAUAAUAAUAUAAAAUUUAAAUGUAAGUAAACCAUUGAAGCAUAAACAUAUUUUACAUAAAUAUUAUAUUUAAUUAUUAACAAUAUUGAUAAUUGUAAAAUUGGCCAUAGGUUGUAACAAGUUAUCAGUUGGUAUGCCAAUUAAACAAUUUUUCAUGAUUUUUAA